GGCGGCGGCCGGGGGCGGCGGCGGCGGCGCGGAUGCCCGGCCCGGUCCAUCCAGGAGGCGGCAGGGACAGUAGCCAGGGGGUCUCAGAGCUCACCCGCGGGCUGGGGGGAGCUGAGAGCGGCAGAACAGCCCCUGAAACACGACCCAGACCCAGCGCCGUCCGCCGUGUAUGAGGCUGGGACACAGUACGCAGGACCCGCGUCCACAGAGUCACUCCUUCCGAUGUCCCGGCAUGAGACCUCUCCGAGCACGGUGCAACCCGCCAGCAACCACCGCCCCAACGCCUGCUGCUUCUGCUGGUGCUGCUGCUGCAGCUGCUCCUGGAACGAGGACCGAGAGCGAGCAUGGAGGGCAUCCCGGGAGACCAAACUGGAGAGCAUCCCAAACUGUGAAGCGUGCGCCAAACCCACGCCGGAGGAGGUGCAGGGCUGGGCACAGUCCUUUGACAAGCUGAUGAAGAGCCCGGCGGGGCGCAACGUCUUCCGGGAGUUUUUGCGGACUGAGUACAGCGAGGAGAACAUGCUCUUCUGGCUGGCGUGUGAGGAGCUCAAAACCGAGUGCAACAAGCACACCAUCGACGAGAAGGCCAGGAUGAUCUACGAGGAUUACAUCUCCAUCCUCUCUCCCAAGGAGGUGAGCCUGGACUCGCGGGUGAGGGAGGUCAUCAACCGGAAGAUGCAGGAGCCGUCCUCGCACACCUUCGACGACGCACAGCUCCAGAUCUACACGCUGAUGCACAGAGACUCCUAUCCCCGCUUCCUGAACUCUGCCAUUUACAAAUCGCUGCUCCAGACCGUCUCCCACUCCUCCUCGGAGUCCUAAGGGCACCCACGAGCCGUGGGGACAGCAGUGGGGACAUGGUGGCCAGGGGCGGUCGGUGCCUCCUCCCCUCUGCCGCCCUCCUUGCCAGACCUCACCGUUUUUAGCUUUUUACCUAUGAACUGUCACCCCGGUGUCUGGGCCACACUGCAGGACUGUCCCCAGGACACAGCCUGGGCCAGUCCAUACUACUGAUUCUCUGCCCUGUCCCCAGUGCUGGCCAGAGCGAGCUGGGGGAGCACAGGACAGCGCCAGGGCCUGGCUCCCCCCACACCCUGUUUGGAAGAGGUCACUUUAUCCCAUCUCCACA
Molecule: messenger RNA, 1129 nt
Organism: Melozone crissalis (California towhee)
Lineage: Eukaryota; Metazoa; Chordata; Aves; Passeriformes; Passerellidae
Gene: RGS19
Product: regulator of G protein signaling 19
Exons: 6
Coding region: 223-822 (199 amino acids)
Source: RefSeq, a predicted model, not a curated record